Messenger RNA from Dreissena polymorpha, 2990 nucleotides. RefSeq names its product polyadenylate-binding protein 3-like. The record is from RefSeq and is a predicted model, not a curated record. Gene Ontology annotation, molecular function: poly(U) RNA binding; mRNA 3'-UTR binding; poly(A) binding. Gene Ontology annotation, cellular component: cytoplasmic stress granule; nucleus; ribonucleoprotein complex. Lineage: Eukaryota; Metazoa; Mollusca; Bivalvia; Myida; Dreissenidae.
CGAAGGCAGUGAUCCGGUCCCUCUUCUCGAUCGCGCCGCCGAUUUUACACGUGUUGUCGUUGUUUAGAAGCAACAUCAACACAAAAAUUGCGAAAAAACGUGUAUAAAAAUCACAAAAUAUAACAAAAAAAUACCAAAAAAAUCUGUAAAACUUUUAAAAUCGUAAAAAAAUCGCGAAACGGUAGGUUUAGUCAAGCAAAGUUAACGACUUGAGAAACGUAAAAAACCGAACGCCAUAUUGUUGAGCAAAUACUCGAGGAAGUAAAGGGAUACAGUACAAAAACAGGUCAGCGUUUGAUUAUCUUAAUUUGUGAACCGAUCGAAACAACAAUAUCAACAACAUGCAGACCGCAGGAGGACCACAGAGCUACCCGAUGGCGUCCCUGUACGUGGGAGACCUACACCCAGACGUGACAGAAGCCAUGUUGUUUGAGAAAUUCUCAACCGCCGGACCUGUCUUGUCAAUCCGUGUAUGCCGCGACAUGAUCACCAGGCGAUCGCUGGGAUACGCGUAUGUGAACUUCCAACAGCCUGCUGAUGCUGAAAGAGCAUUAGAUACCAUGAACUUCGACACAAUCAAAGGUCGCCCAAUCAGAAUCAUGUGGUCACAGCGAGACCCCUCUCUCAGAAAGUCUGGAGUUGGUAAUGUUUUCAUCAAGAAUCUGGACAAGUGCAUUGACAACAAGACGCUUUAUGACACAUUCUCUGCAUUCGGAAACAUCCUAUCAUGCAAGAUCGUUUCAGAUGAGCAGGGCUCCAGAGGCUAUGGUUUUGUGCACUUUGAGACAGAGGAGGCUGCCAGAAAUGCCAUUGAGAAAGUCAAUGGCAUGUUGCUCAACCAGAAAAAAGUCUUUGUUGGUCGGUUUAUGAAUCGCCGCGAACGUCUUGAACAGAUGGGAGACAAGAUGAAGAAGUUCAACAACGUUUACAUCAAGAACUUCAGCGAAGAUGUCGAUGACGAAAAACUGAAGGCCUGGUUUGAGACUUAUGGGAAAAUCAUCAGUGCAAAGGUCAUGAUUGGCUAUGAUGGCAAGAGGCGUGGCUUUGGAUUUGUGUCCUAUGAAGAACCAGAGGCUGCAGAGUUGGCUGUAACAGAGAUGAACAACAAAGAGGUGGAUGGAAAACUGCUUUAUGUGGGCCGGGCCCAGAAGAGGACUGAGCGCCAGGCUGAACUAAAAGACAAAUUUGAUCGCAUCAAGCAGGAGCGCAUGAACAGAUACCAGGGUGUGAACCUGUACGUGAAGAACUUGGACGACACCAUAGACGAUGAGAGACUGAGAAAAGAGUUCUCCCAGUUUGGUACCAUCACCAGCGCAAAGGUGAUGGUGGAGGCUGGUCUCCAAGGGUUUGGCUUUGUGUGCUUCAGCUCGCCCGAGGAGGCCACCAAGGCAGUCACAGAGAUGAACGGUCGUAUUAUCGUGGCCAAGCCCCUGUACGUGGCGCUUGCCCAGCGCAAGGAGGAUCGCAAGGCUCACCUCGCCUCACAGUACAUACAGAGGCUUGCCAGCAUGAGGAUGCAGACUCAGCAGAUGGGUCAGAUGAGGGCUGGACCCCGCUGGCCAAAUGUCAUACCCGCAGCACCCGCUGGAGCCACAGGUUACCAACAGGGUGCCAGACCGGGCUUCAACCAGUACCCAGCCGGCAGCAGACCUCAGGACGCCCUCACGGCCUCGAUGUUGGCCGCUGCCCCACCCCAGGAGCAGAAGCAGAUGCUUGGAGAGCGACUGUUCCCACUCAUCGCGCGCAUGCACCCCGAUCUCGCGGGUAAAAUCACCGGCAUGUUGCUGGAGAUUGACAACUCUGAGCUCCUGCACAUGCUUGAGUCUACGGAGUCACUGAAGGCUAAGGUGGAGGAAGCCGUUGCCGUGUUACAGGCCCAUCAGGCCAAGGAGGCCGCAGCCAAUCAGGCGGCCAGCAACGCUGCCAUUAAGAAGGAGUAGCUGAUAGUUGUGUCCCUAGAGCUGUGUUCUACACCUCGCCAGCUAAACAGAGAUAUGAGUUAAAAUGGGUUUUAUUAAACUUUUAUCUAAAAUAUGGAAAUGUUAACAUCACUCCAGUGAAAAGUAAAAAAAAAUGUAUAUACGCAAAACAACAACAGGGCGUCGGCAUAUAUUUGUUUCAAUAAUCAAACAGCAAUAAAAACUUAUUGAACAUUUUAUCAUCAAAGGACACAACUGGAUACAGAUAUAAGUUUUAAAGUCAUGUUUUGUUAAAUAUUCAUUUUGCAUUAAUGACUUUCACAUUUAUUGUAACCUGUAAAUGUUGCUGCGUUUUGAAUGAAAUUUGUUGCAAUUUGUUAUCAGUGACGGUUAAUUUGCUUGUCUUGACUUUACAUUUCAUUGCAUUCAUAGUGUUUGAAAGACAUUUUGGUUAAGUGAUUGUCAUGAACAAUUGUUGACAUGGAAAGAUUUGCAGUAGGGAAUGUUGAAUGACAUGUAAAGUUAUGUUUACCACCAUUCGCGUUAUUGAAUAUGCAUAGUUAAAAUCGUGUGAAUAUUUUUGAACAAUUGUUGCUGCAUGAUUAUCAUCAUUUUAAAAAGUUGCAUAAAAAUAACAACAUGAAGCAAGUGUUCAAAAAUAUACAACCAAAAAAAUCCAAGCUUUGAAAAAUGUUUGUAAACAAAAUCUCGUUAACGAUCACUUUCCUUGUUAUUAUUUUAAAAAAAGAGUAAAAAUGCAAAAAAAAAGAGUAAAAUAUUUUAAAUGUGAACACUAACCAAACUGUUAUGUAACUGAAAACCUUGUUAAAAUGUAACUGCAGUAUUUUUAAAUGUUAAUGUUGUGUUAAGUAUGUUUAAGUCACAAUAAGUUACUUGAGAAGAGGGGUCAAUGUUAAAGAUGUGAACAAAUGUUUACUGAUAGUUUUUUUAUUAUAUUUGGGAAAGUGAUGCUAUCGACAAACUUUGUUUACAACGAUUCUGAUUUUUUUUAUUUUUUGGGGAAAAUACUGUUUAAAUACUUUAGAAAAUACAAUAAAAGUUCAAUGGUUA